AAUAAACAAUCAAACACGAUUCUCGUGCUCAUUCCCUUCUCAUGAAACAAAAAUCAUUCUUGUUUCCCAAGUAUUUCAUAAUUAUAUAGCAUGCAUAUUCCAUAGACAAAGAAGAAAAAUAGAAAUGAAACAGAGGGAAGAUCAGCAAUCGGUUUUAUUCUCAAAAAGCCUCCAAAGUCCAUGUUCUUCGUUACAACUUGAUCUAGACAGCUCAUUAAGGCAAGUUGAAACACAAUACCAAAAGCGAAAAGCUGGGCGGAAGAAGUUUCAAGAGACUCGACACCCUGUAUACAAAGGGGUUAGGAGGAGGAAUGGGGAAUGGGUCAGCAAGCUUCAAGAGCCUAACAAUGAGUCCCGAAUCUGGCGAGGGACAUUCUCGAGCCCAGGCAUGACAGCUAGGGCUUAUGCUGCAGCGGCCUUGGCUCUCGAGGGAGAUACUGCUUCCUUAAAUUUUCCCGAGCCUGCUAAUACAUUACCACUUGCUACUUCAUCCUCUUCAUCCUCCGUAACGGAUAUUCAGUGUGCUGCUAUGGAGGCUGCGGAGGCGUUUGGUGAUGUUGAUGCCAAAACAUCAUCUACUUCGACUUCAAUAUCGUUGUUGCCUCCACCAUUGUCAUGUUCGAAGAACUCGGAGAAUGUUGAAGGGAGUUCGAAGAUGUUGUUUAUGGAUGAAGAAGAGGUGUUUAACAUGCCAGGGAUACUUGACAGUAUGGCAGAAGGGUUGAUACUAACUCCUCCAGCUAUGCAAAAAGGGUACUAUUGGGAUGAUGAUGAUGAUGAUGAUUCAAUGGAAUUCACUCUCUGGGGUGACUAAGUUGUUCAAUUUUUGUAAUAUUUUUAUUUAAAGUUUUUUCUGAAUGCGGAUACGGACCAGUACUUUAUACGAGGGAAUGGUUGAGUAGCAUAGAGAAUAGAAACUGUAUUAUAUUAAUUAAGCAAACAAAAGAUCAGUUGAAACUUGAAAAACGUGGACCGUUAGUGCUUAGGCUAGAGCUUUGCCUUCCAGUUCGAGCUUUCAAAAACCUCCAAUGAGAAUCAAUAUUCAACCCAAAUUGAUUAAAGAAACAGAUCAGUUAAUAAUACCAUUUUCCUGUUAUAUAUUGUGGAAGCUAAGCCCAGGAAAGUUACCCAAAUACAAAUGCUUAAGUCUCAAUCGUCAACAUCCUGCACAAAAUUGGUGCCAACAGAUUAUCAAAGCGAUUUGUUGAUGAUAACAUAGAACAAAUGAUUUGAAAAAUAGAAACAGAUAAAAGGCUUACAGAAAUCAAACAGUACUGCAUUUGGACCAUGUUUAAAAGAACUAGUAGUACUUUUUACUGGAGUAAUGACAAUUUAACUGAGAAAAUUAGCAAGUGAUUUCAUUUCACCUCAAAAACGACCCAAUCACUAAAGGCCAUCUUGAAUUCAUUCACCUCUUGGAUAACAUUUGUUGGCAAAGCUAAGGAAUGGAAGAUAUAACCAUCAUAUUCAAUUCUUUAGCAUGCUUGAGAAAAAGACUUAGCUUCCCAUGUGGAUUCUUAUAAAAUUGAAGUUUGAUCCUAAAUAUUUGCAAUUUCUUUUCUUUUAUUUUUUAGUUUUGGCUUUUUUUAUGUCCAAAUCCCGAUAUAUCAAAAUAGAAUUUCUACUUCUUAUGCUUUGAUGAUUUUGUCCUUCUGUGAUAUUGAAUUUAUAAAAUUGGUUAGUACUAGUACAAGGGUUGGGUCAAAAUUUGAAAUUAAUUACUUAUUUCGUAACGGAAAAAUUAUAUA
Molecule: messenger RNA, 1748 nt
Organism: Durio zibethinus
Lineage: Eukaryota; Viridiplantae; Streptophyta; Magnoliopsida; Malvales; Malvaceae
Source: RefSeq, a predicted model, not a curated record